Molecule: messenger RNA, 2311 nt
Organism: Gigantopelta aegis
Lineage: Eukaryota; Metazoa; Mollusca; Gastropoda; Neomphalida; Peltospiridae
Product: guanine nucleotide-binding protein-like 3 homolog
Exons: 17
Coding region: 120-1970 (616 amino acids)
Cellular component (GO): nucleolus
Molecular function (GO): GTP binding
Source: RefSeq, a predicted model, not a curated record
CCUGUGUUGAUCAAGACUAUUUUUUAGUGACAUACACGUGUUUGUAGUGUAUGUUUAUGUUGUAAAUAUUCGGUAGUACUUAUUUAUCAUAUUGUUUUCAGUAAAUAUUUACUUUCAGUAUGGUGCGACAGUUCAUGAAAAAGAGAAGCAAACGAUUAAAGGCUAAGAUACGAUACAAAGUUGAAAAGAAGGUUAAAGAACAUCGGAAAAAGGUGAAAAAAGAUGAGAAGAAAAAUUUGCAUAAGAAAAAACGGAAAGACCCAGGAAUUCCAAACAGCCUUCCUUUCAAAGAACAAAUUCUUCAGGAAGCAGAAAAGAGGAAAAUUAGGGCUCAAGAGGAACAGAACCGACUGAAAGAAAAGCGGAAGAAGGAACGGGAAAGACUGCUCACUAAGAAACGGAAUCUCGAUAAUCUUGUUCAGGAUGCUUACAAGAAGCAGAGAGAGUUUGAAAAACGGAAAUUAUUAAAGUCCGAGACAGAUGGCAAAGUGUCUGGCAAGAAGAUGGAAACAUCUCUGAAAGCUUACUACAAAGAAUUUAAAAAGGUGAUCGACGCGGCUGAUGUGGUUCUCGAAGUCCUCGACGCGAGAGACCCGCUCGGUAGUCGGUGUGUGGAAGUGGAGCAGGCUGUGCUCGAAAGUGGGACAGACAAGAAACUGGUUCUCGUGCUUAACAAAAUAGACCUCGUACCGAGGGAGAAUGUGGAGGCCUGGCUGAAACAUCUGAGAAAUGAAUUUCCUACGGUAGCUUUCAAGGCUUCAACACAGGCCCAGACUAAUAACCUGGCUCGGAGAAAAGUGAAUAUAUCCACAGUGCAUGAUGAAAUUCGUCAAACUAGUCUCUGUCUUGGUGCCGAUAUUCUGAUGAAACUGCUUGGUAACUAUGCCCGUAGUGAGGACGUUAAAAGAACAAUUCGAGUGGGUGUUGUUGGCUUCCCUAACACCGGAAAGAGCAGCAUAAUCAACAGUUUGAAACGAUCCAAAGUGUGUAAUGUUGGAGGAAUGCCGGGCAUCACCAAAACAAUGCAGGAGGUUCAGUUAGACAAACAUAUCCGACUUCUCGACAGCCCAGGGGUCGUCAUGGCAAGGUCAUCAUCGGAUACCAACACAGUUCUCAGAAAUGUUGUCAAGCUUGAAACUGUAGCUGACCCUACGGAGCCGGUGGAAGCCAUUUUAAAGAGGUGUAACAAACAGCAGAUGAUGCUUCGCUACAAUUUGCCGGACUACAAAGAUGUCGGUGAGUUUCUGUCACUACUGGCCACAAGACAGGGCAAACUUAAAAAAGGAGGAAUUCCAGAUGAGCAGAAAGCAGCCAAAAUGGUCCUCAGUGAUUGGAUGUGUGGUAAGAUCACCUAUUUCACCCACCCUCCCGAACAGAGGUCUUUACCAGCUCACAUCAGUGCCGAGAUUGUUACACAAAUGGGAAAGUCUUUUGACAUCGAUGCUAUCCUAAAAGCAGAAGCAGACUGUUUGAAAGAGUUGAAGCCAAAGAAUGCCGAUCACAUACUGGUGGAGUCGAUGGGUCCACUCGGUGCGAUCGUCAACGAGUCGGACCUGCCUGCUGAAGAGAGCAUUGAGGAGGAUGUUGAUGAUGAUGAUGAUGAUUAUGUUGAUGUUGAUGUUGAUGAGGAUGAUGAGGAGAUGGAGGAGAUGGAGGAGGAAAUGGAACAAACUGCAGACAAUCAGGACAGUUUGCCAAAAGCUUUGACCGUAUCUCUUCCCAGUACUAGAUCAGGAUCAACAACCAGCUCGACAACAAGCCUUGGCAAGAGGACAAAGGUUAAAGGCGACAAGGAAACUGACAUUCCUCAGUUAAACAAAGCUAAAAAACUGGCAUUCAAGAAAAUGAAAAAGCAAAGAAAGCGAUCAGACGUUGUUGCCACACAGCUUUCCGAUGCCAUGUCCAAUGCUUUCAACAUGGGCAGCGCUGAUAAAGAUGAUGAAUAUAGUUUUGAAACAGACUUCACUUGAAAAUGGACAAAAAUAUAAAAAAUGUAAUUGUAUAUUUAUUUCGAUGUACAGUGCACAUUCUGUGAUCGACACCAGUUUUCCUGUGACACAUGCACCAUCAUAUUAUCACUGUGAAGGUUUGUUGCACAAGAUUACACAUUUUCGAGAACCAAUUUUCAGAAAAUAGAAUAUUUCGUAUAUAAAACAAAAUGCAGUAUCAACUGGCUGAAUUGAGAUCUAUUGUCAGGACAGUAAAUAAAAUGCCAGAUGAACUAUAUAUGGUGGUUCAAGACACAUGGAAAAAUGUCCGUAAAAAAUAUGUUGCAAAAGUUUGCUUGACAAUAAAUCAUUCUUAUUUCUUA